This is a messenger RNA of Sphaerodactylus townsendi, 1589 nucleotides long. RefSeq names its product mitochondrial methionyl-tRNA formyltransferase (gene MTFMT). Gene Ontology annotation, cellular component: mitochondrion. Lineage: Eukaryota; Metazoa; Chordata; Lepidosauria; Squamata; Sphaerodactylidae. Bases 78 to 1073 code for a protein of 331 amino acids. The record is from RefSeq and is a predicted model, not a curated record. Gene Ontology annotation, molecular function: methionyl-tRNA formyltransferase activity. The transcript is spliced from 10 exons. Gene Ontology annotation, biological process: biosynthetic process; conversion of methionyl-tRNA to N-formyl-methionyl-tRNA.
CCCGUAAGUGGCGUCACGACGCCGGCGACGGUGGUUCCCGGAAGCGGCGAGCGGUGGCGGCAGCCGGUGGAGGGGCGAUGAGGGGACGUCUCCUGCGUGCCUGGCGGGGAGGGUGGAGCUGCGGGCGGGGCCGGGCAACGGUAGCCGGAGAGGCCCAAAGGCGGGAGAAGCCUCCCUGGAGAGUCCUGUUCUUCGGCACCGACGGCUUCGCGGCAGAGAUCCUCCGAGCUCUCCGGGUUGCCCGAGACCUGGGACCAGAUCCACUCGUCGAUCGCCUGGAGGUAGUGACCCUGCAGUCUCCCCCGCUGAAGGGCCAUGCAGUCAAGAAGUACGCAGAGCAGUUUCUGCUCCCCGUCUACCUCUGGCCAGAGACAGGACCUUGUGAGAAUUUUGACGUCGGUGUGGUGGCAUCGUUUGGGCGCCUGCUGAGCAAAGACCUAAUCCUGAAGUUCCCCUAUGGUGUGCUGAACGUCCAUCCCAGCUGCCUUCCACGGUGGCGUGGCCCCGCACCGAUAGUCCACACAGUGCUCCACGGUGAUCCAGUUACGGGGGUGACAAUUAUGCAGAUCAGGCCUAAAAGGUUUGAUGUAGGUCCCAUUAUCAGACAGGAAACCUUUGCUGUCCCGGCGCGUUGCUCAGCAAAAGAACUGGAGUCGCUGUUGUCUAAACUGGGAGCAGACAUGCUCGUUGCAGUCCUGCAGAAUUUACCAGAAUGCUUGCGGAAUAAGAAAGAACAGCUAAAGGAAGGAGUGACGUUGGCUCCUAAAGUCACUGUUUCGAUGAGCUACGUCCAAUGGGAAGAACAGACCUCUGAGCAAGUCCUGCAGAUGCAUCGUGCCUUAGGAGCUAUGAUGCCCCUGCAAACCCUGUGGAUGGGCACUGUUGUCAAGUUGCUGGAUUUGGUGGACGUGGACACUGGACUUCCAGAUCGUUUAGCAGCUGAACAUGGAGCAACCCCUGGAUCAGUGGUCUACCAUAAGCGGUUGCAGACGUUGAUGGUUUGUUGCAAGAGCCACGCAGGCACUAAUGACCUCAGCAAGGCUCUGGGGGAGCCCGUGCGCUUGCCUGCAUAGCUACGCUUCGAAGAGCUGCUGCUGCUGCUGCCUGGUUCCAGAUGUGCUCCAGAUGCCCAGCCAACUCAUCUAAAACCACCUUGAACUCAAGCAAGCCUUGCCGGGACAAUAAAUGGUCAGAACAAGGAGGGGUUCCUGGGUUGCUAACCUCAGGUGGGGUUGUCGUUUUCUCUAGGGGAGUUUAUCUCUCUGCUCUGAAAAUCAGCUUUAAUUCUGGGGAAUUAAUUGAGGCGCUACCUGAAGAGCGGCAUUUGGACUCGAGGAGGAGGCAGCAAGCCCGGAUUCUGAAGGCCCGGGAGGUUGAGAGUUCAAAGCUCGUCCGACUCUUGGUAGAGGACAGGGCCAAAGCAAAGAGACAAAAAAUUGUUUGCUACGUUGUCGCACAAAUAACAACCGUCCUCCGACCGCCUCGCGCUCGAUUUAUGUUUGCUGAGGAAAAGAACAAAAACAGAUGAGAUCAUGAACAUGUCAUUGCGAGGACAAAAACGAGAGUGUUUCUUAAAGCUCCUUGGCAUU